Messenger RNA from Penicillium chermesinum, 399 nucleotides. RefSeq names its product putative IgE binding protein. Bases 1 to 399 code for a protein of 132 amino acids. The transcript has 3 exons. Lineage: Eukaryota; Fungi; Ascomycota; Eurotiomycetes; Eurotiales; Aspergillaceae. The record is from RefSeq and is a predicted model, not a curated record.
AUGGCUGCUCGUUCUGCCUCUCCCAUCCACUACCUGCAGAUGAACGCUGCCGGUGGCCACCUGUGGCUCGGCGGCAAUGCUAUGGACGUCGAGGUUCCCGGUGGCCAGCAGACCUAUGUCGAGGCGUCUGGUGCUCUUGCGUUCACCCAGGCCCACUCCGCGUACAUCCCCGCCGGUGCCUCGGUUGGUGGACUGCGGUAUGAGCCUGGCAAGCCCUGGUCCCACCUCACCUACAAGGACACUGGUCUCAUGGCCUGCCCUACCGAGGACAAGCGCUGGCAGGUGUAUGUCGCUCAGCAGAACGCCACUGUGCCUUCCGGUAAGGUGUCCGACUGCUUGGGCUUCAGUGCCAUCGCCCUCACCUACAAGGGUGAUAUCCCCGCCUGGCAGUACGCUUAA